UUCUUUCUGGCCCCUCCCCCUUGAGGCUCCUCCCCUUCCGUCGAGCAGGUCGAAGGCGGCUUCGGGUAUAUAAGGCAGGUCUCCACCAGCUAAGGCAUCGUCGUCGACGCCUCAACAUACACACACACCAGACAUGAAGCUCGUAAUUCUUGCCUGCCUGGCGGCCGUGGCCGUGGCUGCUCCUCAGCUUCAAGACAACCAGCCCGUGGUGGUGAUCCUCAGAGACGACCGUCAAGACAACGGUGACGGCAAUUUCAAUUACGCCUUCGAAGCCGACAACGGCAUUAUAGCUGAAGCCUCCGGCAGCCCUGGUUCUCAGGGCCAGAGCAACAUCCAGGGCGUGUACAGAUUGACCUUCCCUGAGGGAGGCGUGGCUGAGGUCCGCUACAUCGCUGACGAGAAUGGCUUCCGCCCUGAGUCCGAAAUCCUCCCCACGGCCCACCCACUCCCCGCCCACGCCCAGGAGCAGCUGCGCAUCGCCGAGGAGCAGCGGGCCCAGGGCAUAGAGUUCGACCAGAGAGGAUUUAGAGUGAACAGAAAAUAAAAAAAAUGAAACUUACUGGAAGAACUACAGUUUCAGCUGCUCUGCCAUCUGCCUCAGCCGCGACACUCAGGCACACACACCUUCCAUAGUCUUGAAAUCGAAAGCUCUUUCAUAUAUAAAUCACUGAUAUGCAACUAACGGGACAUUUCACUGCUGCUACGUUUCGCUCUCCAGGAGCCUUGUCACAAAUGCCAGUCCUGGAGAGCGAAACGUUUUCACAGCACGAUGUCUCGUUAGUUGCUGAUGUCCCCCAUUACCCAAAACAUAGUCGAUAAUUCCAUCAGUAUAUCUGGAAAUUGCAGUGGCAUGAGGAUAGUAGACUAUCUUUUAGGAUGGUAGACUAUUUUGCAGGAUGGUAGGCUGUCUUGUUGAAUAGUAGACUGUCUUGUAAAAUGGUAGACUAUCUUGCAGGAUGGUAGACUGUCUUGCAGAAUGGUAGACUAUCUUCCUAGACAGUAAACUGCUUCUCAAGAUGGUAGACUGUCCUCCAAGACAGAAGACUAUUUUUCAAGAUGGCAGAUUGUCUUCCAAGAUGGCAGAUUGUCUUCCAAGACGACUUAAUCUCCCAAGAUGACCUUUUUAAAAUGGUGUUCUUUGCUUACAUUAAGUUCCUAAAGAACGCGACUGUUUACUGUGUAUUUUGAUAAUUAAUAAAAAUGAUCAAUUAAA
Messenger RNA from Cherax quadricarinatus, 1213 nucleotides. RefSeq names its product cuticle protein AM1159-like. Gene Ontology annotation, molecular function: structural constituent of chitin-based larval cuticle. NCBI's taxonomy places the organism in Eukaryota, Metazoa, Arthropoda, Malacostraca, Decapoda, Parastacidae. The record is from RefSeq and is a predicted model, not a curated record. Gene Ontology annotation, cellular component: chitin-based extracellular matrix.